Molecule: messenger RNA, 763 nt
Organism: Trifolium pratense (red clover)
Lineage: Eukaryota; Viridiplantae; Streptophyta; Magnoliopsida; Fabales; Fabaceae
Product: HVA22-like protein e
Exons: 6
Coding region: 120-464 (114 amino acids)
Source: RefSeq, a predicted model, not a curated record
GCCUCUUUAAUCCAUAUACCUACCAACGUUGUUUGUUUUCGUAACUCUCUCGUACGUACGUUUCUCCACUUUACUUUGUCUCCCAACCUCUCACUCCUAAUCCCUUAUUCAACACUAAAAUGAGCAAGUUGUGGAUUUUUAUCACCCAACUUAAUUCGGUUGCUGGGCCAGUGUUGAUGUUAUUAUAUCCUUUGUAUGCUUCGGUUGUUGCAAUAGAGAGCACAUCCAAGUUAGAUGAUGAACAAUGGCUUGCUUAUUGGAUCAUUUAUUCAUUUCUCACUCUUGUGGAAAUUGUUCUUGCCUCCCUCUUAGAGUGGAUACCAAUUUGGUAUAAUGCGAAACUAUUUCUUGUGGCAUGGCUAGUUUUGCCACAGUUCAAAGGUGCUGCUUUCUUGUAUGAAAGAUUCGUGAGACAACACGUUCGAAAGUACAUCACUCCUAACAAAGUGAAACAUGUUUCAUGAGGGAUGUUGAAAAGUAAGGAAGGAAGGAAGGUGCUGCUGAGCAGUGGAUGGAUUAUGGUGGCUAUUAAGAUAAAAGGUUUUGAAUUUAUAUUAUUUAGUAUGUUUUUCGUAUUUUGUUUUGUUUGACAAACUCACAAUGCUUCUUGUUAACGCAUCGUGAGUUUUAGGGUAGGUGUUAAAAUAAUAAGUUGUUGGGCUUUAUAUUAUUGGGCUCAUUAGGUUUAUAGUCUACUAGGUUUUGCUAUAUAAUCUCUUGUAACUCUAUUUUAUUUAGUUAAUGUAAUUCUAAUAUUAUGUAA